AAGAAGCCCAAAGGCGUGAGCAUUGCCCAAGGUUCACCCGAGAUAAUCGACCCGCAGUCCGUGAUUAAUCAGUAUAGAGAACGGUUGGCACGAGAUAUCGCACGCCGCGAAAUGGCCGUCCGAAAUCCUCAAUCUGCUACCCGGAGUCCACUGUCAGCUACCGAGAAGAAGCGCACAUCUCCUAUUCAUGAGGACUUAUCUCUUUCGCCACCGCCUGGCUCCGCGUCUAGCUCUGACAUACUCACAGCAUCGACAGAAUCGAAUAAGACCGUGCGCGGAGACAGCACUCCAGCCUUCACCCCAGGAUUAGCAGCCAGGACACCAUCAUACCCGUUUCCCCGAAUGAUCAGUACGCCUGCUCAUGGGCCAUCUGCGUUGCAGAGAGCCUUUCACAGCGGCUUCCUUGGCGCCACCGGCGGUCAGUUCGAAAACCCUGUAUUGCACGAUCAGCUUCGUUCGGAUCCUUCAACACCGGCCUCGACCAUGACUUUUCAGCCCACCGGUGCUGAGCCUUUGAUAAUGGACCGCGAUUUCCCCACACCCAAUCUUUACGAGUUAGCUUUGAUGCUUGGAGCUGAACCUGGACUCGAUGCUUGGUGGAGUACAGUGGUCCAAAUAAUGAAGCAAUGCUACAAAGCCGAGCGGGUGACACUUUCGGUGCCCGCUGAUGCUACAGAUCUGGAGAAUGUACCCUGGGGCCAGAAGGCUACUUACAACCCCAUGGAGGAAGAUGAAUUUAGCAUGAGCUACAUGGGAAGAAGCAGUAUGAUGCCGAGCACUGUGGACGAUGUGUCGGAGAUGGCAACCCCGUUGGACGGCUCCACCAGAGGUGAGGGUCCACUGCGACCUGGAAUGCAGAACCGACACUCCUUUACAUCCUAUGAGAACAAGAAGGAUACCAGGGCAGCCCAAGCAGCAGAAACUCCGAGCACAAUGCCACGAAGGCCCGCCGCCAUGCCACGCAGUAAAAGUUACUUCCCAACUACCGAGAAACGCGUGCCCAGUUCGCCUCGACCGGCGCUCAACAAGCAAGCGCUCGAAGAGCAUGAUGCUGUUGAGGAAGAACAGAGCAUUCCAAGUUGGGAGGCACCUCUAGUUUCACGACCCGAAGCCAAGGGCCGAGUGCUUCCGGUAUUGCAAGGACUGGAUCUCGAGGCCGAUCCCCUUAUUGAUCAUAAUGGUAUAAAGGGUGUAAUUGAGCGCGGUAAAGUUAUUGCCUUGACACGCACAUACCCUUAUCUUGAUGCUGCCGUGAACGAAAAAUCCAAAAAGAGGCCGAAGAGACCCUUCCGAGCUGAAUCGAGCGCCAAGUUAUCUUCGAUCCUAGGGAAUGCAACAGGGGCACAGCCCGCAAGCCGGGGUACAAAACCAGUUGGCAGCGAGCGAGUCUCCAAGCGCGCCAACUUACUAUCAGUGUUGGACGAUGAAGAACCGCGCCCUCCGACUCCAAGAUUCGAGGAGUAUGAACAAGCACCGCCGUCUCCAUGGUCUCAAUCUCCCGCACCUUCACCUGCUGUUCGAGCGGACCCUGCAGAGAAUCCCUUCUUCACAGAUGCAAUGGUGGACGAAGACUCAUUCAACCCGGGUCCUAGUCCGCAUGAUUAUACCAACAUGCAGCCUCCCGAAGCCAUUGGGGUUGAUAAUUCGUGGACUGUGCUUCAUAUCCCACUGAAACACAUAUUGCUCUCGAAGCCAGCUGGUAGUUUCAAACUCAAUUCGGCAGUCUUGGCACAAAAGUCAGCAUUCCGCGGUCGUCAGGAUGCGACAGCAGAGUCGGGCUAUCGUGAGCGCCCUUCAUCAUCUGACUCCUUUAGCGACAAUCGCCAGAGCCCUAUAGCCAUAUUGUCCAUCUCGAGUCCUCUUAUACCAUAUCCUUCGAAUUUGCGAUACUCCUUGGAUCAUCUCGCACCACAUCUUGCCACGUCAUUUUCAAUGUGUCGUCACUACACGAAUAUGGAAACUGAAGUUUCCGGAUUUCAAAGGAAGAGACCUGCCACAGUUGGGUUUGGUGCCCUUGGGCCCGAUGGACGCCCUCUCGCGGACCCUGUCUUGUAUGCCAAACUCAAAUUCGCGCCAACAGAACACCCGUCACAAAACUCCAUGACUGGAAGCAUAACAAGCCCCAGCGAUACGUCCGGCCCAGCAGCACGGAGCGCUGCUAAUUCCCCCGGCGGCUCAAUCAGCUGGGAUCCAAGCUCGUUCGGCUUGGUUGUGGAAAGGCGAACAACGAGCACAAGUCCUGGUAUGGUAGUUGCUGACGGGUAUUUCUCCGCCGCCGCUCAGUCAGGCAAUUCAGGUUAUGAUGCUCCACCACGCACUCCUGGUUAUCGCCCAGGACGAAGUUACAAAGAAUCGUCGUCCUUUUCUCUUGAAAAAUCACUACAUCACCACGGACAAAGUCUCCAGCCAGGUACCCCAGCUUGGACAACGGCAGAUGAUUCCGCAAGCGCCACAUAUACCCCAGAUGAGAGAGCACUUCCUAAUUCCUCAAACAGGCGAGCUGUAUCGAGAGAAGCCGGAUCAAAUGAUUUUGAAUCGAGUCCGGGGCAAGUCGGUCAGAAACAUACAAAAUUACACUCAUAUGGUGCUGAUUUCGCUACAACCUUCCAGUCGUUGCCAUCGGGCACUUACGUGAACCAGCCACCCACGCGAGAAGACAAGGUCAGCAUGCUACCUCCGUCAGAUCGACUCAAGGGGCUGAUGCUAGACUCUUUACCAGCCCAUGUGUUCGUGGCCCUACCUGGCACGGGUGAAAUAGUAUGGGUAAAUAGCAGGUAUCUCUCGUACAGAGGUCAAACUGUUGCUGAUCUCAUCGUGGAUCCUUGGGGCUCUGUUCAUCCCGAGGAUAGAGAUGGCUACAUCCAAAAGUGGACUCAUUCCCUCCGUACAGGCGAACAAUUUGCUUACACGGUCCGCCUUCGGCGUUUCGACGGUGUCUAUCGAUGGCAUCAAGCUCGUGCUAUUGCAUCGAAGGAUAAAAGGGGAAUCAUUGUUCAGUUCAUCGGCUCCUAUAUGGACAUCCACGAUCAAAAAAUCGCGGAGUUGGUGGCAGCUCGUCAGGAGGAGAUCGAAGCCUCUGAAGCUAAGCAUCGCCUGCUGGCCAAUCUGAUCCCUCAAAUCAUUUUUGCCGCUACCGAGGAAGAUGGGAUCACAUUUGCCAAUGAACAGUGGCUCUCGUAUACUGGACAAAGCUUUGAAGAUUCUCUCGGCUUAGGUUUCAUAGAUUUCGUUCACCCGGAAGAUCUGGCCAAAUGUAGGAUACCAUCAGAGAAGCAGGCAGCGAAAUCUCCGGAGCCUUUCACUCCAGGCAGGAUGGCUUCCGCUACGGCAACACCGACUCGGCUCGGCAGUUUAGGCGAAAUUUCGUCUCGCAAAUAUUCGAGCAGUGGCUCAAGCUCCUCUAUGCCCUCUUCGGAACUUGAGGAACUAGCAAAGAAAGGGGUUAUCAAAGUAGCGACAGAUAGCACCGGACGCCUCUCCUACACGACUGAGCUUCGGCUGAGGUCAAAGACAGGGGAGUAUCGCUGGCAUUUGAUCCGAUGCGUAGAGAUCAAUAAUAUCAAUUUCGGGACCGGCGAGAGCUCUUACUUUGGAUCGGCCACCGAUAUCAACGAUCACAAGCUUCUUGAAGCGAAACUCAAAGAAGCCAUGGAGGCAAAGGCACGCUUUCUCAGCAACAUGUCGCACGAGAUUCGAACGCCAUUGAUAGGCAUCUCGGGUAUGGUCAGUUUUCUGCAAGACUCGGUUCUAAAUGAAGAACAGAGAGAUUAUACGAAUACGAUACAGACAAGUGCCAACAGCUUACUGAUGAUUAUCAACGACAUUCUGGAUUUGUCGAAGGUCGACGCUGGAAUGAUGAAGCUGAACUUCGAAUGGUUCCAUACCCGCUCACUAAUUGAAGAUGUCAACGAACUUGUCUCUACAAUGGCGAUAGCCAAACGGCUUGAGCUCAACUACGUAGUUGAGCAGGAUGUGCCUUCGUGGGUCAAAGGCGACAAAGUCCGAAUUCGUCAAGUUCUACUCAAUGUGAUAGGCAACGCAAUCAAAUUCACCAGUCAAGGCGAGGUGUUCAGUCGAUGUCAGGUCAUAGAACGGCAGGAGCACGAUGACCACACUAUCAUGCUGGAAUUCUCCAUUACCGAUACUGGUCGCGGUUUCACGAAGGAAGAAUCUGAUCUUAUUUUCAAGCCCUUUAGUCAGAUUGACGGAAGCAGCACUCGUCAACAUGGUGGAAGUGGUCUCGGACUAGUGAUAUCACGACAACUGGUUGAACUUCACGGUGGGAAAAUGGACGGAAGUGCAGUUCCUGGCAAAGGCUCAACAUUCACGUUCACAGCGAAAUUCGGACUACCCACGGCAACAGAUUAUCCUGGUGUCCCCACAUCACCAGUCAGCGUGCCUCUUCUUAGGCAAACCACAUCCGAAGAAAGCUCGAGAUCAGGAUCAACGGUACGCCCAUUCUCUCCGCGAAAAGCUCCGGAAAUCCCAUCUAUUAGCAGUCCUGCAUCGGAUGCCAGCGUUGCCUCCCCCACAAUGAACUCUUCUGCGAGCUCUGAUCCAUCUGUCCGCUCAACGCAGACGCAAAAUACAUCUUCGUCGUCGGUUUCGUCGGUCAACGUUGGCCUUACCCCCUUCAGCGAAGCUGCCAAAGCAAGCGGUCAGGAGCUAUCGCAGAUGAGGCUUGAGAUGCCUUUAGGAGGGGUGACACCAAGCGAUACGCCAACUCCAGAUCUCCUGAAAUUCGCUGUAACGGCUGACCAGUUCCGACCUUCUAUGUACUCAAUUCUCAUCAUUUGCCCUCAGAAAUUCAGUCGGGAGGCCACAACCAAGCACAUUGAAAUUACUUUGCCGAAGGACGUGCCUCAUCAAAUCACAGCUGUGGCCUCUGUCAAGGAAGCGCAGAAGCUAAUAGGCGGUGAAGAGUCGGUGACAUUUACCCAUUUUGUUCUCAAUCUAACCUCAGCUGAAGAGGUCAUGAACAUGAUCGACCAGGUCAUGUCUUCGUCGAAUGGAAAAAUCUCGGUUCUCGUCCUUUCCGACUCUCACCAACGCCAGGCUGUGCUGAAGCUCGCUGCUGACAGCGACCACCAGAAGCUAUUUGCGCAGAAUCUAAUUACUUUCAUCUACAAACCGGUAAAGCCUUCACGGUUUGCUGCUGUGUUUGAUCCAGCAAAGUUGCGCGACUUGAGUAUAGAUCGCAACCGUUCAACGGCCGCACUCAUGGUGGAAUCUCAAAAGCAGAGCUACAUUGAGAUCGAAAAACGUAUUGGCAACAAGGGCUAUAGGGUACUCCUUGUUGAGGACAACCCGGUCAACCAAAAGGUGUUGAUUAGGUAUCUUAAAAAGGUUGGUAUCACUGCAGAGAUCGCCAAUGACGGCGUCGAAUGUACUGAGAAGGUGUUAUCGCAACCACCUGGUCAUUAUUCGCUCAUCCUGUGCGAUCUCCAUAUGCCUCGUAAGGACGGAUAUCAAGCGUGUCGAGAUAUUCGACAAUGGGAGAAGAGGAAUAACUACAAGAAAUUGCCAAUUAUAGCCUUGUCGGCUAACGUAAUGUCAGACGUUCAGGACAAAUGUGUUAAGGCUGGCUUCAGUGAUUAUGUCACGAAACCGGUUGACUUUGUCGAAUUGAGCACUGCCAUGUCCAGAUUCUUCUGA
Messenger RNA from Truncatella angustata, 5655 nucleotides. RefSeq lists its product as uncharacterized. The transcript has 2 exons. Gene Ontology annotation, biological process: protein autophosphorylation; phosphorelay signal transduction system. The annotation marks the transcript as partial. The record is from RefSeq and is a predicted model, not a curated record. NCBI's taxonomy places the organism in Eukaryota, Fungi, Ascomycota, Sordariomycetes, Amphisphaeriales, Sporocadaceae. Gene Ontology annotation, molecular function: histidine phosphotransfer kinase activity; protein binding; phosphorelay sensor kinase activity.